Molecule: messenger RNA, 1185 nt
Organism: Arvicola amphibius (Eurasian water vole)
Lineage: Eukaryota; Metazoa; Chordata; Mammalia; Rodentia; Cricetidae
Product: Y-box-binding protein 1-like
Biological process (GO): regulation of gene expression
Cellular component (GO): nucleus
Molecular function (GO): nucleic acid binding
Source: RefSeq, a predicted model, not a curated record
AUGAGCAGCGAGGCCGAGACCCAGCAGCCACCUGCCGCCCCCAUCGCCGCCCUCAGCGCCGCCCACACCAAGCCCGGCUCCACGGGCAGCGGCAAGGGGAGUGGCGGCCCGGGUGGCCUCACAUCGGCGGCGCCCGCCGGCAGGGACAAAAAGGUCAUUGCAACGAAGGUUUUGGGAACAGUAAAAUGGUUCAAUGUAAGGAACGGAUACGGUUUCAUCAACAGGAAUGACACCAAGGAAGAUGUAUUUGUACACCAGACUGCCAUAAAGAAGAAUAACCCCAGGAAGUACCUUCUCAGUGUAGGAGAUGGAGAGACUGUGGAGUUUGAUGUUGUUGAAGGAGAAAAGGGUGUGGAGGCAGCAAAUGUUACAGGCCCUGGUGGAGUUCCAGUUCAAGGCAGUAAAUACGCAGCAGACCGUAACCAUUAUAGACGCUACCCACGUCGUAGGGGUCCUCCACGUAAUUACCAGCAGAAUUACCAGAACAGUGAGAGUGGGGAAAAGAACGAGAGAUCGGAAAGCGCUCCUGAAGGCCAAGCCCAACAACAAAUAGUAAGGUUCCCACCUUACUAUUUGCGGAGACCCUAUGGGCGUCGACCACAGUAUUCCAACCCUCCUGUGCAAGGAGAAGUGAUGGAGGGUGCUGACAACCAGGGUGCAGGAGAGCAAGGUAGACCAGUGAGACAGAAUAUGUGGGGUUACAGACCACGAUUUCCCAGGGGCCCUCCUCGCCAAAGACAGCCUAGAGAGGACGGCAAUGAAGAGGACAAAGAAAAUCAAGGAGACCAGACCCAAGGUCAGCAGCCACCUCAACGUCGGUAUCGCCGCAACUUCAAUUACCGACGCAGACGCCCAGAGAACCCUAAACCACAAGAUGGCAAAGAGACAAAAGCAGCCGAUCCACCAGCUGAGAAUUCGUCCGCUCCCGAGGCUGAGCAGGGCGGGGCUGAGUAAAUGCCGGCUUACCAUCUCUACCAUCAUCCGGUUUGGUCAUCCAACAAGAAGAAACGAAUAUGAAAUUCCAGCAAUAAGAAAUGAACAAAGAUUGGAGCUGAAGACCUUAAGUGCUUGCUUUUUGCCCGUUGACCAGAUACGCUAGAACUAUCUGCAUUAUCUAUGCAGCAUGGGGUUUUUAUUAUUUUUACCUAAAGAUGUCUCUUUUUGGUAAUGACAAAUGUGUUUUUU